Molecule: messenger RNA, 1560 nt
Organism: Cercospora beticola
Lineage: Eukaryota; Fungi; Ascomycota; Dothideomycetes; Mycosphaerellales; Mycosphaerellaceae
Biological process (GO): transmembrane transport
Cellular component (GO): membrane
Molecular function (GO): transmembrane transporter activity
Source: RefSeq, a predicted model, not a curated record
AUGACGACGGACGUGCUCAAGGAAAAGCCGCCGAGCGAAGGACACUCCACCGAAGACAAGAGCUGGCCUCAAUUGGAAAUAGCAUACUCAAUUCAAGAUGGCCAGAUGCAAGAAGUUCUCCAAGACGCCCACAUCCAACGCAAAAACCUCGGUCCCCUAACAAUGGUCGCCGUAGGCUUCAACAUCUGCAACAGCUGGGUCGCCAUCGCUUCUAGUCUCGCCAUUGCAGUCUCAGCCGGAGGACCAGUCAAUAUCAUCUACGGCACAUUUUUCGCUUUGUUCUUCUACGCUUGUGUGGCAGUGUCUUUGGCUGAACUGGCUUCGGUUUAUCCUACUGCUGGUGGUCAGUAUCAUUUUGCGUCCAUUGUAGCGCCAAAGAAGUGGGCAAGAGGGAUGUCGUAUGUUUGCGGGAUUGUGGCCACGGCUUCGUGGGUGGCGCUGACUGCUUCCGCGACGUUACUGGGGGCGCAGAUGAUUUUGGCGUUGCCGGCGUUUUAUGUUGAGGGGUUUGCCCCGGAGGGGUGGCAUUAUUUUUUGGUCUAUCAAGCCAUCAACUUCAUACUGCUUCUUUACAACAUGUUCGUUAUGCGGUUCACACCACGGGUUCAUGAUAUCGGAUUCUACCUCACUCUGUCCGCCUUCGUCGCAGUCUCCAUUGCCGUGCUCGCUGUCUCGGACAAGCAAAGCUCUGAAUAUGUAUGGGCAACAUUUGAGAACAACACCGGCUGGCCUUCUGCUAUCGCCUUCCUCACCGGCUUAUCUACGCCGUGCUUCAUGUAUGCUGGCAUUGAUGCCACGCUGCAUUUGGCUGAGACGUGCACCAACCCACGGAGUGCCGUGCCUCGCGCGCUGAUGGUCACGGUUACCAUUGGCUUUAUAACGGGAUUCGUGUUCUCUGUGGCAAUGUGUUACGGUAUCAGUGAUCUGGAAGACUUGGUCAAUACUACAAUGCCAAUCUACACACUCUGGCGACAAGCCCUCCGCUCAUCCGCCGCAGCGGCAAUCUUCCUCGUCGCCUUGAUUCUGAUCCUCUUCUUCGUUGUCACCGCCAUGCAACAAACCACAUCCCGGCUCGUCCAUGCCUUCGGUCGCGACAACGGUCUACUAUUCUCCUCCCACCUCGGACAAAUUUCACCCUCACUCCAAGUCCCCAUCUACGCCCUCCUUUGCAACGCGGUCUGUGUCUUCGCCGCAGGAUGCAUCUACUUGGGCUCACCUACAGCUUUCACGUCGCUGAUAAACACGAGUAUUAUCCUGCAAAUGCUAUCAUUUGGGAUACCUUGUGCUUUGCUAAUGUGGAGAGGAAGGAGUGAAGAGGUCUUGCCGAGGAAGAGACAAUUCUGGGUUCCUGGAGUGGUGGGUUGGAUUGCGAAUGCGGGGACUGUAUUAGGGGCGGUGUUUGAAUUGGUAUUCUUCUGUUUUCCUGGUGCGGUGCCGGUCACGGGGACGACGAUGAAUUAUGCGGCAGUUGUGCUUGCAGUUAUUGCAGUCAUCGCUACUGUGAACUGGUUUGCACAUGCGAGGAAGCAUUACAACGGGCCAAGAAUUGUGAUGGAUUAG